This is a messenger RNA of Seriola aureovittata, 1739 nucleotides long. RefSeq names its product V-set and transmembrane domain containing 4a (gene vstm4a). The record is from RefSeq and is a predicted model, not a curated record. Lineage: Eukaryota; Metazoa; Chordata; Actinopteri; Carangiformes; Carangidae. The coding region runs from base 223 to 1305 and encodes 360 amino acids. The transcript has 8 exons.
CGAGAGAGUGAGAGAGAGAGUACUGGGAGAGUGAGUGGGAGUUUCUAAGUGGGAACAGAACAUUUACUGUUUCAUAUUACACAGAAAAAAGGAGAAAGAGGAGAAGAGUUAAUGGUGGGUAAGGGCUCUGGUGGGUCGUGUAGUCAGGCUCUGUUUUGAAUGUGGCUGCUUGUGUAAGUGCUGUGCAGUUGUCUGGGUUUAUGGAUUCGCUGACUGUGGAAAAUGUACUUCUCUAUAGUGGUCCUUGUCCUGACUAAGGCUCUGGUCACAGAGGUAUGUCACGCCCUGAAUGUGACAGUGACCCCUGGACCUGUUGUCAUGGUAACAGAGAAAGACAACUUGACCCUGUCCUGCCUGGUAUCUCAGAGGAAGAGGAGCAACAGCGUCCUCAUCCUUCGCUGGUUCUUCUCUCCUCUUGCGGCUCCUACUCUCGCGCCUCCUCCCCCCUCUCCAUCCCCCUCUCCAUCCCCCUCUCCUCCCCCUGCUCUCGAGCCCACUCAGUUCCUGAUUGUAAAGAUGGGCAUAAAGAAAAUUAAGAUUUACGGGAACUACACCCGUCGUUUCCCCCAGUCAAAGUUCCGUCUGCAUGAGGAAACGGAGGGAGAGCUGUACCGGCUGCGGAUAUUCAAUGUGACAGGGACGGAGCAGGGUUUCUACACCUGUAAGGUUCAGGAGAUCCGCAAACACAGAAACACAUGGAGAGCAUCGUCCAAUGGUACCAGCACCACACAGCUCACAGUGCACUUUACUCUUGAGGAUGGUAGCAGUGAAGGACUGUGGCGUUUAUUUGCAGAUGUGUAUCUGUGCGCUGUGCUGAUCUGCUCACUGGGCCUGUUGUCCAUCUUCCUGUUCACGCUGGUUCUCACUUGCCAGUACUUUCACAGAAGACACAGACUCAAAGCCAGUUACCUCUUGGUCAAAUGUCCAGAAAGCAGCUCAGGAGAAACUGUAACCAGCUCCAUCAGUUCCUCCAGUUCCUCCCCAAGAGCGCAGAGGAAAGACAUAAGACAGAAAACUAACAGAAGAGUCACAGUAACACCACCUAAACUACCUGAAGAGCCACCGCCGCACAUACCAGCCAAAGUGCCUGUUGCUGCAAAGAGACCUCAAAAGCCCAGAAGGUUAAAGACUCAGCCAAGAAGAUCUGCUGCCCCUCGAGUAUCUCAGGAGGACAGUCUGACAUACGCAGAGCUGGAGCUGGUCAGACCGAGGCCGGAGCCCCAAGCCUCCUCCAGCCCGGACCCCACACCCUCAAGCCCGGACACUGUGUACGCUCAGAUCCUCUUCCAGGAGAAACAGCUGUAAACAAAGCAGCUUGGUACCUCCGAAAGUGAGGGCAGAGAUUCAGCUCUCCGAACUGAACUGAGCGGCAUCAAAAAGGACUAUAUUUAUGAACUAUCACUAUGGCAUUUAGCAUUUGUUUUUUGGCUGUAAGUACGCUACAACUGUCGGCAAAUGAGGCUUUUGUGUUUCCUCUGUGCAGUCCCAUUCCAGCACAGCAAUUUUUGGGUCUUAUAAUUCUGUUGUUUAGUUUGUUGGCAUCGCUGGCCUGUGAGCCAGAUGUUUAUAAGAAUGCUCUUACUGGUAACUAUUCUGUAUAAACUCAGGAGACUGUGUGGAAAGAAACUGUUGUCCAGGCUCUCUUGCUGCAGUGUCAUAAGGCCACUCAGCCUUUAAAAAUGCAUUUAUAAUUACAGUACUAAUACACAAAAUGAAUAAAUAUAUGCCUGGGUCUGACA